GCAGCCCUCGUCCUGACCACGCUCUUCGGCAUGAACCGAUCCCUCGUCAACCUCCCCGUUCUCGGUGUUCCGGCCUCAUUAGCAUUCGGCUUCGGUGCAGUCUACAUGAUUUGCGCAGUCGGCGUCUACGUCUAGUUUCCUACUUCUCGGUCCGGCGUUAGGGGCAUACUCUGUGUACAAUCUAUGGAAUACCAAUAAAAAGUUCAAGACACUACCUGCGCAAUACCCUACAUCCCACACACUUACAACACAGCACCAUGGACCAAGACGAGCCUCCGAUCCUGACGGCAGUGUCAGGCUCUGCGCGACAGCUCUACCUACUCCUUCGUUGCAUCGCCUUCUCCAACAAGGCUCACGUCCAGAUCAGCGACAUUGGCAUCAAGCUCGCUGUCGAUGAGGCAAGCGUCAUGGAAGCUUCCGCCUUCCUCGACAAGUCUCUCUUCACAACUUACACCUUCAAUGCGCCUGCCCCACUACACAACUCCCAACACUCCGACAGCGAUGACGAAUCCGAGCCACCAUCUACUACCACCCCAGCAUUUCAGAUAUCCCUUCCCGCUCUCCUCGAGACCCUCCAGAUCUUCGGUCUCACCGACCCCUCCACAUCCAAGCCACCAUGGGCGCGCGACGCUCCUUACCCGACCAGCACAGCCUUUACAGGAAACAACAUACUAGGUGGCAUGAACAACCUUUGUCGAAUAAGCUACCAUGGCCCUGGUGCUCCACUAGCCGUGACUCUCACCGAGGCAAGCAUACGCACGCAAUGCGACCUCACGACAUACGAGCCCGAAUAUGCAGACGAGAUACCAUUUGAUCGCCAGGCCCUUGCACUAAAAGUCAUCAUGCGAGGCAGCUGGCUAUACGACGCAAUACAAGAACUAUCAUCCACAAGCCCGGAGAAGCUGACCAUGUACGCCAAAACAGUGCGCGGUAAACCCUUCUUCGCCCUAGCAUCGUCAGGCACUCUGGGCUCUGCGCGCGUCGAGUUUAACAAUCAGCCCCAGCCUUCCACCUUCCGCACUCCUGUGUCCACAAAUUUCAACGUCAAUAGCGAGACAGGAGAUCAGGCAGCCAAUUUGCUCGAAACCUUCCAGCUGAGCGAUCCCCACACUGUACUUCGCUCGUCCUACAAGUUCAGCUUGAUACAGAAGGCUGCGCGUGCCAUGAACGUUGCGACCAAAGUCAGCAUACGGGCAGACACUCAAGGCGUACUGAGUUUACAAUUCAUGAUCGAGGUUGAGAGUGGUCUAUCAAGUUCCCAGACCGCGACUGGAAAUGCGACAGGUGGCAAAGUAAGCUUUGUCGACUUCCGAUUCGUCCCGCUCGUGGAAGAGGAUGACGAAGAAGGUGAUGCUGGAGAUGCUGAUGAGACCAUUAUCCACAACGGCACCGGAAGCGGUGAGGAAAGUGGAGAUCAAGACGUGCUAUGAUAGUAUACUCCUAGCAAUCACGGGCAGUAAAUAUGGACUUUGUCUUCAGCAUGUGCCAAUUCUGUUUGUUCAUUAUUUCUGCAACUCUGCCCUAGACUAGAACAGAGCGAAAGAAGAAGCCCACAAUCGUACAAUGCCUUCUGUAAUGGUUUUGCUGGAAUCCUUCUUUUUGAUAGACGCAGAGAACAGCCACCCAGCCAAAGAGGUGCUGAGCUCCAGCCGCCAACAUGAUUCCAGACGUCAACUAUCUUCCCUGAAUGCACUAGGAAAACUCCACCUAAGGAAAUGUGAAGCGUCAUAGAGCCGAUACGCCUGUGCUUUAUGGUAUGGAAACCAACCAGACCUCUAAUCUUGCCCCAACUAAAAAUUCAAUUUGACUAAUGUAAACCUGG
Messenger RNA from Alternaria alternata, 1822 nucleotides. RefSeq names its product Rad1-domain-containing protein. Gene Ontology annotation, biological process: DNA damage checkpoint signaling; DNA repair. The record is from RefSeq and is a predicted model, not a curated record. The coding region runs from base 258 to 1430 and encodes 390 amino acids. Gene Ontology annotation, cellular component: checkpoint clamp complex. Lineage: Eukaryota; Fungi; Ascomycota; Dothideomycetes; Pleosporales; Pleosporaceae. The transcript is spliced from 4 exons.